AUGGUAACCGCACAACGGACCAAGGAGGUUUGCCAAAUAGUUCGGCUGAAGUCCACACAGGUAUUCCUGGUGGCCGGAACAUGUUUGCUAACAGUGAUGAUCACACUGCUCUGCAUUGGCCUUAUGACCCGCUACGAGGUACAGAACGAGGUGGCCAACGUGGCGGAUGUGGACUAUUGGAAGGACAGGGUGGCGCCAUCGCAGAAAAUCUGGUAUGACAAGGGCAUCGAUGAGCUCAACGAGGCGCUGAGAUCUUCCAAGGGUCCGCAGUAUCCCAGAAACGUGCGGAUAUUUCUGGUACAGGGUGUCGAUGGCCGGGAUUUGGCGGCCCUUCGAUUUCCAACUAGAGAUAUUAGCCAGGAAAAUGAGAACUUUCUUUGGGAUCAGUUUCCCCAUUUGGUUCGCUUGAAGAACAGCUGCAGUCAGCAGUUUCCCUGUCAAGUGGAGAGGGUUUCCAAAGCUCUUUGGUCGGGAAUACCUUUGGAUAGAGUCCCCGAAAGUCCGACGGAUUGUAGAGACUUGGUAAAUGCAACAAAAACCCCUCUGAGUAUUCUUCGCCAGGCUCAAUUGGCUGGUCUGCGAACUGGUUUUGUGACCACACAAAGGAUUACAGGAUCUACAGGAGCUGCCUUGGCGAAUACCCAUAGCAACUAUGAGUGCGAUGAAAGAAUGCCACUGGGCUCCUCAAAAUCAGGUUGCCAGGAUAUAGCCCGUCAGCUGAUCUCCGGUGAGACUGGUAAAUCCCUGAACGUAAUCAUUGGCGGCGGUAGGCAAAUGCUGAGCAGUCUGGUGCCCGUCAGCAAGUGGGAUCCUGUGGAUGAGCUACUCUGCGAGUCCAGCGAUGGUCGCAAUCUGCUGAAGGAGUGGAGAAACCACAAACUCAGGGAGAGCAAAAUUAAUCCUAUAAAAUUCGAACUGGUACAGCGCACCGAUGAGCUGGAGUCUCUGAAUGCCAGCAGUUUUGAUCAUAUACUGGGCAUAAUGGCAAAUGGAGAUUUAAGCGGAAAUGCAAAGGCCCCAAGUCUGCAAUUAAUGGUAGAGAAGUCCAUAGAAUUGUUGAAAAAACCAGGCCAAGGCUAUCUACUCAUAGUGGAGCAGUUUAUUCAGUCGGGCAUGGACAAAAGAAAGGAACUGCAGCUUCUGAACGACACUCUGGCUAAUCUUCACAAGGAUCAGGAUGCUCUUACUCUAGUUCUCUUGACCAAUGCCAUGUAUCCAAAGCCAACUUUGGAUGUGAGUGAGGAAACGGAGACAAUAGAACACCUUUCGGAUACUUUCAAUGCGUCGGAAUUGGAAAUGCAACAAAGACUUUAUCAAAUGCCAUCCGAAAGUUUACUUUUCGCUCGGGGACCAAAGUCUGCCAUUUUUCAUGGAAUUCGAAAGGAAACCUUCCUAGCACAUGCUGUUUCCCAUGUCCUCAGCAGAAGUAGAACUAAACCUUAA
Molecule: messenger RNA, 1443 nt
Organism: Drosophila takahashii
Lineage: Eukaryota; Metazoa; Arthropoda; Insecta; Diptera; Drosophilidae
Gene: Alp13
Product: Alkaline phosphatase 13
Biological process (GO): dephosphorylation
Molecular function (GO): alkaline phosphatase activity
Source: RefSeq, a predicted model, not a curated record